Messenger RNA from Malania oleifera, 1448 nucleotides. RefSeq lists its product as uncharacterized. The record is from RefSeq and is a predicted model, not a curated record. The coding region runs from base 376 to 1299 and encodes 307 amino acids. Gene Ontology annotation, molecular function: polysaccharide binding. NCBI's taxonomy places the organism in Eukaryota, Viridiplantae, Streptophyta, Magnoliopsida, Santalales, Ximeniaceae. The transcript is spliced from 3 exons.
UUUUCACUGUUUUAGUCAUAGCUUGAUUCUAAAGCAACCUGGCAGCAUCAUAACCCAUCAAAAUUAUUAUCUAUGGUCUGCACUGCACAGUACGUCAGUACACACCAAAACUAAAGCAAACUGCAACCUCAAAAGCUGCUCACCCUAAUUCAUCUUUAAUUAAACAAACACCCAGAUAGAUUCCUCUACACUCUAGUUUCUUCUUUUCGUUUUAGUAAAAAAAUAUAAACUCCCCACAUGUGAAUAAAGCCUUGUCACUCCCCAGAUCAUUUACAAUCCAAGCAAAGUAUCAAUAUAGUUUCUUUCCCACUGCUCUCCCUCUCUCUCUCUCUCUCUCUCUCUCUCUCUCUCUCUCUGUGUGCGUUAGUCACAGCAAUGGCCACACUCUUCUUCAUGACCUCCUUCUCCAUUCUGUUUCCUGCCCUGAUUCCAUCAGCUUCCCCAGCCAAUGUCCCUUCCAACACAUGCCGAUCCUACUGCGGGAACAUGACCAUUGAUUACCCAUUUGCCCUCCAAUCCGGGUGCGGGCACCCGGGUUUUCGGAACCUCCUGUUUUGCAUGAACGAUGUUCUCAUGCUCCACAUAAGCUCCGGAUCCUACCGGGUCUUGGAUAUCGACUACGCCUACCAAUCACUCACCCUUCACGACCCCCACAUGUCGAACUGCUACUCCAUCGUCCUGGGGGGCCGUGGAAAUGGAUUCGAGAUCGAGCAGUGGCGAGCUCCAUAUUUGACUCCAACGCCCGACAACGUGUUCAUGUUGAUCGGGUGCUCUGCGGAAUCCCCUCUCUUUCAGGGGUUUCCGGAGAAGCACGUGCCAUGCCGAAACGUUUCAGGCAUGGGCUGCGAGGAGUACUACGGAUGCCCAGCUUGGGAUGUGGUGGGACACAAGCGGGUGGGGGUGGCAUUCGGGUCAGGUCCACCAGGGUGCUGCGCGCUGCCUUUCGACGCCAUAAAGGCUAUAAACUUGACCCGGCUCCAAUGUGAGGGGUACAGCAGCGCGUACAGCCUCGCGCCGCUGCAGCUGAGCGGCGCGAGCGGAUGGUCGUACGGGAUACGUGUGAAGUAUUCCGUACAACGAAACGAUGCAUUUUGUCGUGCGUGUGAAGCCACAGGAGGAUUGUGCGGCUACGGUGGUGAAGGAAAUGAGAUGAUGUGCUUGUGUGGAAGCUGGAAUUCUACAUCUAAUUGCGAUUCAGUCACCUCUUCAUCCUUCAGGCAUGCGUCGUCCUUGGCGCACACAUUAAGUGGAAUCUCUAUUUCUUUCAUGAUAUGGACAGCAAGUCAUCAUCGAAGUUGAACUCAUGAUCCAAAAUCAUCACAUUCCAUUUUAGAGAGAGAGAGAGAGAGAGACCAAGUCUUUGUUUGAAGGUCCCAACAUGAUCGUUAGUGUUUAAAAUUUGAGAUUUUGAUAUAAUUUAUGUAAAUAAUAAAGUUUAAACUAGUCAA